Molecule: messenger RNA, 1936 nt
Organism: Phialemonium atrogriseum
Lineage: Eukaryota; Fungi; Ascomycota; Sordariomycetes; Cephalothecales; Cephalothecaceae
Product: putative origin recognition complex subunit orc5 protein
Exons: 3
Coding region: 103-1647 (514 amino acids)
Biological process (GO): DNA replication initiation; DNA replication
Cellular component (GO): nucleus; nuclear origin of replication recognition complex
Molecular function (GO): DNA replication origin binding
Source: RefSeq, a predicted model, not a curated record
AUCUCAUCAAAUCGGAACCCAUUUGCAUUGGCGCUGAUACGCGCCUUCACCCAGUAUCCGCGCUCGAGGUGUGGACGUGGUGUGGUUGUUCCCUUUCGCAAGAUGGAUUCCCUAUUCCAGCUCCCUGAUGAACUGGUCCUUGCUACUCUUGUUCACUCGUUCCCUUGUCGUGAUUUACAGAUCAACGCUCUGGCGACCUUGUUAUUCCCAAAUGCAGCACCAUGCCGGAAUCUCGUCAUCCACGGCACCGAGUCUACGGGGAAGAGCGCUAUCAUUGAAUCCUUGCUCGAGAAACUCGCCGAGGUUACCGAGAGCUCGCAGACGGGCAAGCUGAAAUACGCGAUAGUCAACUCGAUAGAAUGUAUCACCGGCAGGCAUCUCUUCGAAAGAACCAUUGGCAAGGUGGCAGACGCAUUGGACUGGGACAACAGGCCGACACGAUGUGAAAAUAUGUCACGGUUGACAGUUGAACUGUCUAAGAUGCUACUGUCUCCUGACCAGCCGGAUGGCUUGCGUUUCGUCCUCGUCCUGGAUGCCAUUGAUCGCCAGCGCGAAGCUCCCCCGACUCUCCUACCAGCCCUCGCGAGGCUUUCCGAGAUAAUUCCGAGUCUCACCACCGUGUUUAUUGUGACUUGCCCGCCUGCUGGUCUUCUACAUACAUCCUUUGUGCCGCACAUCCACUUCCCGAACUAUACCAAGUCCGAAUUCGUUGCGAUUCUCUCCCUCAGCCCGCCUCCGACAUUGGCCAACACCACCAAAGAAGAAACGACGGAGCUCUGGGCUCGCUUUACCUCGGCCGUCCACGACACCCUAGCCCGGGCGGCCGUACGCACCCUCCCCGCAUUCCGCCACGCCUGCCAUGCCCUCUGGCCGCGGUUCACGGCGCCCAUCCUCGCAGGCACUCACGGCCCGCGCGAGUUCUCCAAGCUUAUAGUUGCAGCUCGGGUACACUUCCAAGACGAGACCCUCCUCGACCCAGGCAUCGUUGCCGCCGCCCCCUCCCACAGCUUCCCAAACCGCCAGCCCCCCUCCGCCGUUACCAGCGCCGCACCGAGUCCCGCCCGGGCGCCGCGCCCAGGCCCAAGCAACCCGACCGCCGCGCCCUCCCUCGCCGGCCCAGACCUCUCCAACCUCCUCCCGACGACGGCCCGCCUACUCCUCCUGGCCGCCUACCUCGCCUCCCACAACGCGGCCCGCCACGACCUGACGCUCUUCUCGACGCACCACCACGGGCGGCGGCGGCGGCGCGGCGGCCUCUCCGUCGCGGGGGGCGGCGCCGGCCGGCGCGGAUCCGGCGCCGCCGCGAGGGGCAAGCACCGCAAGAUCGCGCGCAAGCUGCUCGGCGCGCACGCCUUCGUGCUCGAGCGCAUGAUGGCCGUCUUCGCGGCCGUGAGGCGCGAGUGGGAUGCCGGAGGAGCCGCCGGGGCCGCCGAUGGGCCGAGAGCCGGGGCCGGCAUGGACGCCGACGUGGGGAUGGCGAUCGCGACGCUUGCGAGCCUGAGGCUGCUGGUGAGGGUCGGUGGCGGGGGCGUCGGCGGCGAUCCGCUGGACCGCGGGGGGAAGUGGAGGGUCAAUGUCGGGUGGGAGGUGGUCAGGGGGCUUGGGAGGAGUAUGGGUGUCGAGGUUGAGGAGUGGUUGAUCGAUUGAGUUUGCUUUGCGCCUCUAGUCUGGAUGCCUAUUAUUAAACCAACGGGACUUCCAAGGCGACUUUCAAGAGGCUUUGUGAGCCUGGUUCAUAUAGAGCUGGGCUCUGGCUGUCUAAUGUCUAUCGAGCCUAAUUCCUGUUUUGGUGUCUAAUGUCGUACAUGAUAUGACAUGUGUGCAAUAUUCAUACAGAUAAAGAAGAAAACAGACACCCUGUUUCGAACGCCAAUUACCCUCGUAUCUACCCGUGACACUCCCGAGUCCCUGCUCUAUGCCCUCUUGAUAAAAAGAU